UUCAAAAGAUGUUCAAGGCCAUUAAGAGAUUUAUUGGAUUAGGCAAGAAGAAGAACAGAAAUAUGUCUGAGCCAAGAGAAGAGGAUAAAAUGGACCAAAAUCAUUCAGCAGAAAUAGUCGACUCCCAGAACGACUUCAAUGAGAAUCACCCUGAAGAACAAAAAUAGGUUCAUUAGGGAUUUUGAGAGGGAGGUGAAGUUGCAAGACAUUGAUGGGUCAGAUAGUUACAACAAAUCAAUUGCUGAUAUUAGCUCCCAGUUAAGGGGGAUCUAUGGCACAGAAGAAGGUCAGGAGAGGCCAUCACCACUAAGGGAGAAAAUCUUUAGAGUUGACCAAAGAACAACAUUUGACUCUUACCAGGAGAAAUAAGGCUAAAUUAUUCAGACGGGAUAAAUAUGAUGAAGAUUUCUCUGAAAUCAAGAAGUAUGGCACUCUUCUUGAUGACAAGCUGGUCGAACUAAAGCAUAUACUCAAAAGAAAUAGAGAAAGAUCCGGUCAAAACAGAACCCAUCUAAAGAAGUAUAUCAAAGCCGGUCCGAAAGAGAUCGAAAGUGGGGUAAAUAAGAUCAAUGAUUUUCACUGGAAACGGACACGGAACCAGAAGAGUAAUAUUGACCAGGGUUCAAACAUUUCUUUAUCAGACAUGAAUACUAUUGAAAACACCAGAAAGAUCAGAAACCGAUCAGUCCUGAGAAAAGUCAGUUCAAGAGGUGCCUCUGAAGACUCAUAUCAAGAUUCGGUACAAGACUCCAGGAACAUUAGGAUUAGUCGGCGGCCAAAUGCUCGAUCGAGCAAGAGUGUAAUCAGAAAACGGCUUUUUAGAAGAACCAAAGCUGUUGUUGACCCAAAAGAGAGAGAGAAAUUUCAAUUAUUCCCUCGACUGAAAACAAACAGCAUAUUUUCUAAAAAUCCAAAAACAAGGGAUCAUAACUUGACCGCUGACAAUAUAAGCACAUCAAAGCAUAGUCGGAAGAAAUUCAAAAAAUUUGGUGGGAAAUGUCCCCAAAAGUUUGUUCUUCGGAAGAAGAAAAAGGGUGGGUUACCACCAAUCAGUUACCAAAUUCAUUACUAGAAUAUUUCCUUAAGUUCAAUAAUCU
Messenger RNA from Moneuplotes crassus, 1097 nucleotides. NCBI's taxonomy places the organism in Eukaryota, Ciliophora, Spirotrichea, Euplotida, Euplotidae. The record is from the annotation of a GenBank genome assembly.